Molecule: messenger RNA, 812 nt
Organism: Andrographis paniculata
Lineage: Eukaryota; Viridiplantae; Streptophyta; Magnoliopsida; Lamiales; Acanthaceae
Product: protein LIFEGUARD 4-like
Exons: 4
Coding region: 81-812 (243 amino acids)
Cellular component (GO): membrane
Source: RefSeq, a predicted model, not a curated record
GAGAGAGAUCGAAGAAAAUCAAUCGAUAAAUAGAAAGAGGGAAAAAUCCGUACAAAUUAGAAAUCAAGGUUUGGGCGACAAUGGCGUCGUACUAUGCGGGGCAAAACGUCGAUCUGGAGAAGGGGAACGGGGAGAAGCUGUACCCAGGGAUGAUGGAGAGCCCGCAGAUGCGGUGGGCAUUCGUUCGGAAGAUUUAUUCGAUUCUGUUCGUGCAGCUGCUGAUUACGUUUGGAGUUGCGCUCGCGAUGUAUUUGGUUGAACCUGUCGGGCGUUUCCUGCGCACGCGCGACGGCCUCGCUGUCGUCAUCGUCGUCACCGUGCUUAUGGUUAUAUUUUGCAUAACAAUGCAUUGCGUGGCUCAUAUCCAUCCCUGGAACUACAUUUUUAUGUUUCUCUUCACCAUCUCCAUGGCUGGCAUGGUUGGGGUUGUUUGCACUCAAAAAUCAGGUGAAUCUUUGUUAUUGGCAGCCGGCUUAACGGCGCUCAUCUUUCUUGCCCUCACCGUAUUCACAUUUGUCGCUGCAUCUUUUGGCUUCGACUUCAGCUUCUUGGCACCGUUCUUGCUUUGCGCCACUUUGUUGCUGAUAACCUUCGGUUUUAUUAGGAUGCUCUUCCCAAUGGGACAUAUUUGGAAUCAAGUGUAUGGCUUCCUCGGGGCAAUGCUAUUCUCGGCAUUCAUCAUAUACGACACUGAUAAUGUGAUCAAACGAUUUGACUACGAUCAAUACAUCGAAGCAGCUGCCGCACUUUAUAUGGACAUAAUCAACUUGUUCUUGAGCUUACUCGAACUUUUCGGAGGUCCUAGAACCUAA